Messenger RNA from Tuber aestivum (summer truffle), 2917 nucleotides. Lineage: Eukaryota; Fungi; Ascomycota; Pezizomycetes; Pezizales; Tuberaceae. The record is from the annotation of a GenBank genome assembly.
AUCUCAAGUCAACUCGCAAACACAGGCCGCAACCAUGUACUCCCGCUAUCGCCCAAAUAAAUGUGGCAAACCUCCUGAAAAUACAAUCAUCGCGCAGUACAAGAACUUCAUCAAGAACUCUCAACGAGACGAAAACGGGAACCGGUUCAUGGAGACUAUCGUUACAAUGCCCCCCGGUACCGAUUGGACUCGCAUCAAUCGUCGGAGGCCAACACUUCGGCCCCGCCCUCCAGAGAUCACCGACAGAGACGGCCGCACAACCGGGGCCCCAUCCCUGCAUGUUCUCACCCGCCGGACAUUGAAUAAGCAUAUCGAGGAGUUCACAGUCGAGAUGCUAAGAGGCAUCCCCUGGGUUAUCAUGAAGCCUGUCUGGGAGGACACUUUGAAUACGUGGGGGCCCCCUAUCUCAUCUUAAUUGUCUUGAAAUGUUAACUGACUUUUCUCUUCCCCUUCACAGUUCGAGAGAUAGCUUUCUCGUGUGGUCUAGAUUCGCAGCCGUCUAUGGGGUAAUUCCUUCUAUCCCUUUGAUUUGUUCGUAAGAAUCAUCUAACAAGAGCGGCACACUAGGAUGAACCUAACUUUGUGUGUCAUUCCGAGACCCAGAGCAGUGGACUAACCGUGGAACGUCUACGGAUUGAAAAACUUGCAUACACAAUUUCCCUUGGGUCCCUAAUAGACCCCAUAUCCAAUAAACAAGGGAUGUGGAUUGUAUACCUGAACCUUCUGUAUAACGGAGGUUACACCAGGGACGAACUCUUAUGCAUACCAGAGAUCCCCAAUCUUGUGGUUCUGAAUUUCCCUUUCACCAGUAACGGGCAGGUUAGCGCCCUUGACGACGGCGUGAUCAGGUCCUGGGCUCGCUCCUCCUCUAGGGACGGGAAGCUCUCUAAGUUGAAGGCACUAAUCCUUAGGAACCACUCGGGGAUUACCAACGAGUCCCUCAAGUACCUCAGCUGGAUCCAAUCCCUGGAAAUAAUCGAGCUGACGGGUACCAAUAUAACCUCCGAUGCUCCCUACUGGGGUGUGCAUUGGGAACACGACAAAUCCCAGCUGUGGGAAGAUCUGACCACGACCCGCGGGGUCAUACACGUCCUCCGCAAGAACCAGACCGGGUCCGAAAAGCUAACCCUUGUCCUGCAAAUCGGGGAUAACGUUACCAGAAGUAGCGAAGAGCAUCGCAACAAUAUCUUUAUUCUCAAGAGGAUCGGGAACUUGGCUGUUGCGCGAGCGAAACGCAGGGGUCGCUCUGCUGACUCCCCGCCUUCCGGCCCACCGUCACCGCCCAGUGGUCAGGCCAAGAAGCGCAAGGGCAUUCGGGAAAGCAAGAGGAAGGACAUGGGAGAUAUGCUCGCAGAGCUUGGGUGCGGGCGGGGCGGCGAGGGGGCACAUGCUUAACUUGCUUGUUCGCUUGCUCGCCAGCCAGGUGGUGAUGAGAAAGAAAAAAUAAUAAUAAUAAUCGCUGAAACAAUAUAAAAAAUUUACAGCAUCCAGUGGUGGGUUUAUCUCCGCCCCGGAUGAAUAAACUAGUGGGUUAGAUUUCGGUUCGGUCGGCAUUAAUCUGGCCUGGAUUCAGUUUGGGCGGUACGUACAAGCUCUCCUUCUAUCAUAGACGGACGGAUACAAGCUGGGGUUUUCCUUCCUUCCUCUUCCCCAUAAGGAGAUAAAUAUAAUAACGGUGAUAACAGUUUUUAGCUUACCGAGAUAACAUCCCUGAAAUGCCCCGCAGUAGGAUGCGGUUGCAGUACGUACACUUGUCAUACCAGCCGACGGAACCUCAUGUUAUCAUAGUAGAGAGCUCUAGUAUACGGUCGACUUUCAAGGAACAUAAUUGCCUCUUGUCUCCUCAUGAUCAUCAUAGUUUACACAUUAGAUCUUUUUUUUCCCUCUAUUUUUACUUCUGUUUAUAUUUCUACAGUUUUCUUUUUUUCUUUUUUCAUUACAGCAACUUUCCGCUAUAACAGCUAGACCGCAGGUAAAUUUAACCUACCGGUAUGAUGGGGAAGCCACCCCAUGCCGAGAAACCUCAUUAAUAGCAAUCUCAAAUCACCGAAUGACACCGGAAAAUCCAAGCCUCACUACUAGUACAGUCGCACGGUGCCCUCCCGCCGGAAGGGAAGGGGAGCAAACCAUAGCUAAUUUACUCGUACCGAGUUCCAAUUUCCCGAUGGCAACACAACGCAACGGAAUAGACCAACGCACGCAACACCCAAAGUUACUCGUACCAUAUAAAGUUGGUCCAUAAGGCUGGAUGCUUGUACCGGUAUUGUACAGUAUCAAAUGGCGCUCGUACUUGCAGCGGUCAAGCCCUUCCCUAACCCACCAACCGGACCAACAAAAACCACCCUACCGUCUCACGUAUGAUAUACACAGUACUCAACCACAUUGCAGGAAUUCUUCAAGCCAUCCCUCCUCCUCCUCCUCCUCUCACCCAGGAUAAAAACGCCAGAAGGUUAGGGCAGGGUGUAUGCCUUAUGAUGUGAAGAGAAAGAAAAAAAAGGGAACAAGACAAAAAUAGCUGAGGGAUGGAGGGAGAUUGAAUGGGUAAAGAUAGCGGUCGGUGUUGAUUUAGCUGUACUGUACUGUGCUUUCUUUACUUUACUACACUUCCCCGACAUGGUAUGGCACCAGAGUUUGGUGACGUUUGUUCCUGAGGAUGGGGUAUUGUUUUAUAAUAUAUUAAUGAUUUCCUGGUCUUUUCUGUUCCCCUCUCCCCUUUUCCCCACUCCUCCCCUUCCACGCUUCCCACUCCUCCGUCCCCCCCAAGCGACAGGUCUCGCAUUAUAUCCCCGACGUUCUUUACUGGCAGUUUGUGUUGAGGGGGGUGUUGAUACUUUCUCUUACUCCCUUUCGUGGCAGAGAGAUAGAUAGUAGUCCAGUGGGCCAACUAUACCGAUCCAGUUUAUUUUGCGGAAAUGUC